This is a messenger RNA of Ilex paraguariensis (yerba mate), 423 nucleotides long. Lineage: Eukaryota; Viridiplantae; Streptophyta; Magnoliopsida; Aquifoliales; Aquifoliaceae. The record is from the annotation of a GenBank genome assembly.
AUGAAUGUAAACUCUUCUCUGUAUAAUGAAAGCAAAACCCUAUUGAAAGGGUAUUUAGACCAAUUUGACAAUUUGAUGGAGCUCUUGAAAAUUGCCGGGGCCAGAGUCUUUUUGAUUACAGGAAUCAAAGACGAUGACCAUGGGCCAAGAGUUAACGGUGGCGUUGGAAAUACCCACGAGGCAAUGGACAUAGCAGUGCCGAAGACAUUGAGGAGGAUUCCUUGCCGAUCGGGUCAUGAAUUGGAUUCGAAGGGGGACGAAGCGGUUGGUGAGGGAGAUGACAGGUAUUCCAAUGACGCCAAACAUGUGAUCCAUGCCGGCACCUGCCAAAGAAAUGGCCACUUAGGAAUUGCCAUUGAUUCAUGUUUUGUGAUUGGAGUCGGUGACUGCCAUCGGAGAGAGAAGGGUAUCGUUUCGAGGUGA